Messenger RNA from Ochotona princeps (American pika), 1634 nucleotides. It is a transcript of the gene MAEA, whose product is annotated as macrophage erythroblast attacher, E3 ubiquitin ligase. The record is from RefSeq and is a predicted model, not a curated record. Gene Ontology annotation, cellular component: GID complex; nucleus; cytoplasm. NCBI's taxonomy places the organism in Eukaryota, Metazoa, Chordata, Mammalia, Lagomorpha, Ochotonidae. Gene Ontology annotation, molecular function: ubiquitin protein ligase activity; protein binding. The coding region runs from base 60 to 1250 and encodes 396 amino acids. Gene Ontology annotation, biological process: proteasome-mediated ubiquitin-dependent protein catabolic process. The transcript is spliced from 9 exons.
CUUACCCGGCGUGCCGCGCGCCGGCGUCCCCCGCCCGCUUCUGUUUUGGCCCUUCCAAGAUGGCGGUGCAGGAGUCGGCGGCGCAGCUGUCCCUGACCCUCAAGGUGCAGGAGUACCCGACGCUCAAGGUUCCCUAUGAGACACUGAACAAACGCUUUCGGGCUGCUCAGAAGAACAUUGACCGGGAGACCAGCCACGUCACCAUGGUGGUGGCUGAGCUGGAGAAGACCUUGAGCAGCUGCCCCGCCGUGGACUCUGUGGUCAGCCUCCUGGAUGGCGUGGUAGAGAAGCUCAGUGUGCUCAAGAGGAAGGCAGUGGAGUCCAUCCAGGCAGAGGACGAGAGUGCCAAGUUGUGCAAGCGCAGGAUCGAGCACCUCAAGGAGCACAGCAGCGAGCAGCCUGCAGCGGCCGGCGUGUGGAAGCGGAAGCGCAUGGACCGCAUGAUGGUGGAGCACCUGCUGCGCUGCGGCUACUAUAGCACGGCCGUGAAGCUGGCCCGCCAGAGCGGCAUUGAGGACCUGGUGAACAUCGAGAUGUUCCUGACGGCCAAGGAAGUGGAAGAGUCCUUAGAGCGGCGCGAGACAGCCACCUGCCUGGCUUGGUGCCAUGACAACAAGUCCCGCCUCCGCAAAAUGAAGAGCUGCCUGGAGUUCAGCCUCCGGAUCCAGGAGUUCAUCGAACUCAUCCGGCAGAACAAGAGACUGGAUGCUGUGAGGCACGCGAGGAAGCACUUCAGUCAGGCCGAGGGCAGCCAGCUGGACGAGGUGCGCCAGGCCAUGGGCAUGCUGGCCUUCCCGCCCGACACGCACAUCUCCCCAUACAAGGACCUCCUGGACCCGGCCCGGUGGCGCAUGCUGACCCAGCAGUUUCGGUACGACAAUUACCGGCUGCACCAACUGGGAAACAGUUCUGUGUUCACCCUCACGCUGCAGGCUGGCCUGUCAGCCAUCAAGACCCCGCAGUGCUACAAGGAGGACGGCAGCUCCAAGAGCCCUGACUGCCCGGUGUGCAGCCGCUCUCUCAACAAGCUGGCGCAGCCACUGCCCAUGGCCCACUGUGCCAACUCGAGGCUGGUGUGCAAGAUCUCAGGCGACGUCAUGAAUGAGAACAACCCGCCCAUGAUGCUGCCCAACGGCUAUGUCUACGGCUACAAUUCCCUGCUUUCCAUCCGCCAAGAUGACAAAGUUGUGUGCCCGAGAACCAAAGAGGUCUUCCACUUCUCACAGGCCGAGAAGGUGUACAUCAUGUAGGCCCCAGCCUCCACGGAGCUUGUUUCUUACGUUGUUUCUUACGACCAAAGACCCGUGAGUGGCGGCCGCGGCCUGGGGAGGGAGAAGGCCCCGGCCCAAGGGUCUCCUGAGCGUGGUGAAGCCCCCACCCCAGCCGAGAGGAGCUGCCACUCUGUGUGCCUCUUGGCUCCCACACGCGGGGCUGGGACGCAGGCCCUGGCUGCAGCCUGCGAGGAGGCGGCUGCGCCGGCUGACACGCGGGUCAGCUGUCCAGCACAUGCCGCCGUGACUCCGCCGCCUUAUUUCCUGCUUGGAGAACUCGCGGUAGAGCUUUGUACCUAGCGCUUCCCUGUGCAUGCCACAACUAGCAGUGACUGUUCUGACUCAAUAAACCUUUUCUACUCC